AUAUGGCCUUUAAGUUUGUUUUCGCCCUUGCUUUUGUCGCUGUUGCCAGUGCUGGUUAUGCUCCCGUCGCAUAUCACACUGCUCCCGUAGCUAUAGCUCAGAAGGUUGCUGUGAAAUCUGAAGAAUUCGAUCCUCAUCCCCAGUACAAAUUCAGCUAUGGCGUUGAUGACAAAGUUACCGGUGACUCGAAGAGCCAACAUGAAGAACGUGAUGGUGAUGUUGUUCGUGGUGAAUACUCCUUGAUCGAUGCUGAUGGUUACAAACGUACUGUCCACUAUACAGCCGAUGAUGUUAAUGGUUUCAAUGCUGUUGUUGAACGUGAUCCUUUGGGACAUGCUGUGGUGAAGACUGUUGCUCCCGUUGCCCAUUAUGCUGCCCCAGCUACUGUUGUUAAACAUGUUGCUCCAGUUGCUCAUUAUGCUGCUCCAGCUACUAUUGUUAAGCAUGUUGCUCCUGUGGCUCAUUAUGCAGCUCCAGUUGCCCACUAUGCUGCCCCCGCCGUAGUAAAGACCGUUGCUCCUGUUGCCCACUACGCUGCUCCUGCUGUAGUUAAGACUGUUGCGCCAGUUGCCCACUAUGCUGCCCCCACCCAUUAUACAUCUUAUGAAUUUGUUUUCGCCCUUGCUUUUGUCGCUGUUGCCAGCGCUGGUUAUGCUCCAGUCGCAUAUCACACAGCUCCCGUGGCUGUUGCCCAGAAGGUUGUUGUGAAAUCUGAAGAAUUCGAUCCUCAUCCCCAGUACAAAUUCAGCUAUGGUGUUGAUGACAAAGUUACCGGUGACUCGAAGAGCCAAAAUGAAGAACGUGAUGGUGAUGUUGUCCGUGGUGAAUACUCCUUGAUCGAUGCUGAUGGUUACAAACGUACUGUCCACUAUACAGCCGAUGAUGUUAAUGGUUUCAAUGCUGUUGUUCAACGUGAACCAUUGGGUCAUGCUGUAGUGAAGACUGUUGCUCCCGUUGCCCAUUAUGCUGCCCCAGCUACUUUUGUUAAACAUGUUGCUCCUGUGGCUCAUUAUACUGCCCCAGCUGCUGUUGUUAAGCAUGUUGCUCCUGUGGCUCAUUAUGCUGCUCCAGUUGCUCACUAUGCCGCCCCCGCUGUAGUUAAGACCGUUGCUCCAGUUGCUCAUUAUGCUGCCCCAGCCCAUUAUGCAUCCUAUGAAACUCCCAGUUAUGGAUAUCAUCAUUAAGCGCCAUUG
This is a messenger RNA of Musca vetustissima, 1193 nucleotides long. Its product is annotated as cuticle protein-like. Gene Ontology annotation, cellular component: extracellular matrix. The transcript is spliced from 3 exons. The coding region runs from base 3 to 1184 and encodes 393 amino acids. NCBI's taxonomy places the organism in Eukaryota, Metazoa, Arthropoda, Insecta, Diptera, Muscidae. The record is from RefSeq and is a predicted model, not a curated record.